Trichogramma pretiosum is the source of this 813-nucleotide messenger RNA. RefSeq lists its product as uncharacterized. Lineage: Eukaryota; Metazoa; Arthropoda; Insecta; Hymenoptera; Trichogrammatidae. The transcript has 3 exons. Bases 1 to 813 code for a protein of 270 amino acids. The record is from RefSeq and is a predicted model, not a curated record.
AUGGUAGAUUAUUGCCGAGCUUUGCUCUCGCUGUUGAUAAUUUGCGACUUUUCGAAAAAGUCGAGCGGCACCAUCGACCUGAACCUGCAGGAAUUGGAGUACUUGGCGGCGCAUCUGCGAGCCAAAGAGUGUCGCCUACUCGUCGCGGCUCUACACUUUGACAGCUACGAAUUGCCGAAGCAGCUGAGCGAAGCAGAGGCGGCGAUAAGCAAGAAAAUCCCGUGUCUGCGCCAACUGCUGCACUGGAACUCGAGUCCCGGCGAGGGGGCCGGCAAAACCCACCAACAUCUGGAGCAUCGACUGCGUCAGAUCGGGCGUCGCGACCUCGCCGAUUGGUUGGGCAAGACGACGUUUCGGGAGCUCGGCAAGGACGUGCUGCGAGCCGUCAACGAUUCCUUCGGUCAACUCGUGCCAACCGAGGAGACGACCAGUUGGUCGGCGACGGCCAGCUCUCCACUUGCAUCUAGCUACGUCUCUUACGGGCCAACAACGACGGGCAAAAGCGUCGAGACCAACAGCAGCAGCAGCAGCGGCGGCGGUGACGGAGACUUGUACAUGCUUCUCGUGAUUGACAUGAUUGUCGUCGGUCUCGUGGCUGGCUCAUUAUUCAGUCUGGUAUUCGUCGUCGGUUCGCUCGUCAUCGGUAGAGUCGCCCGUUGCGACGAUCGACGCCAACGUCGGCACCAUCCUAAUGAUCGGUCGCUGAUCGAUCGUGAUUGCGAAGCCGGCGACUGUCGCGACGAUGACGACGCGAGCGACGACUACGAUACGAGCUUCGGUAUCGACGAUCGGAUGAAACUAUUGAGAAAGUAA